Triticum urartu is the source of this 1036-nucleotide messenger RNA. The record is from RefSeq and is a predicted model, not a curated record. NCBI's taxonomy places the organism in Eukaryota, Viridiplantae, Streptophyta, Magnoliopsida, Poales, Poaceae.
AUGUCCAGUAGAACCCUCGCGGACGGCUUCGUCUUCACCAAGCCUCGAAUCGAGCUAGGACGGCACGUCAGCUCGCCAUUGAGCACUCCGCUUUGGCCGCCGCACGUCGUCGACGUCGAUCUACACCACCCCGACCUCUCCGGCCUCGCCGAGCUUGCCUACGCCCUCUAUCCGAGUGCCGCCCGACCCCGCCUCCCUCGACCCCGCGCCGCUGCGCCACCUCGCCUCCGCCCGCCGGUGCGCGCCGCCACCUCACCGGACCCCAGGAGCCCCGCCGCCUCGCGCUACUGCCUGCGUCGCAUCACGCGCCGCCACCUCCCCACAAGCUCGCCGCCCAGCCGCGGAAGCCUCGUCGCCGGUCGCUCCGACCUCGAGAUCCGCCGCCGCCCCACGCUGCCUCGCGCCCGUUGCGCCGCUCCGUCAGGUCGCUGCUGCUGGUGGCGUGAUUGCCAUCGCUGUGAGAUUGCAGCUGUUCUUGGCGCCGCUUCUCGUCGUGGUCGCUGCCAUGUGGAGGCUGCUCCCACUCCCCUGCUCCUUGCGUCGUCGUGGCCGCCGCUGCUGCCAACGGAGCACGGGCUGCUGCUGGCCAUCGGCCCACCUCCGGUAUGCCAACAGCUUGAGGAACAUGUCUAUAUGCGUGUAAAUCCUGAGGAUGACAUGCAUGGGAGUCUUGGGAGUAGCAUCCUCCUCGCUGCACGGGCCUCCUCCUCGCCGGAGUGACGCCCCUUGCUGGAGCAGCGCCGGCCAAGCCCAUCGGCCACCAGUUGCGUCCUUGGAUCAGUUUCCCACAGGCAGCAUGUUGUUCCUACUCCUCUACCUACUACAGCAGCACAAUGUUCUUCUGUAUUGCAAUAGAGUAGGAGUAUUUGCUAGAGUAGCUAGGACGUACAACUAUGGUUAAUUGCCGUCAUGUGUAUUGUUUUGUUAGAGCAGAUGGCUCCCAUGAUCCCAUCAAUUUCGCAUCGCUGGAUGCUUUAUGUACACAUGCACGGAUCUGUCAUAACUUUACACUAAUUUAAGAUUGUCUUGAUCUGAA